Molecule: messenger RNA, 4181 nt
Organism: Myotis myotis
Lineage: Eukaryota; Metazoa; Chordata; Mammalia; Chiroptera; Vespertilionidae
Gene: TRIM14
Product: tripartite motif containing 14
Exons: 6
Coding region: 61-1398 (445 amino acids)
Biological process (GO): innate immune response
Molecular function (GO): protein binding; zinc ion binding
Source: RefSeq, a predicted model, not a curated record
CCGGUUUCGAUUCCCCUCCAGCGCUCCUCCUGCCCCGGCGACGCCGAACAGUGGGAGUGAAUGGCGGGCGCGGGGGCCCUAAGCCGAACACCUGGGGGGCCGGGCCCCGCCGAGUCGGAGGACACGUGCGGCUGGCGCUGCCCAGAGCAUGGCGACCGCGUGGCCGAGCUCUUCUGUCGCCGCUGCCGGCGCUGCGUGUGCGCGCUCUGCCCGGUGCUGGGCGCGCACCGCGGCCACCCGGUGGGCCUGGCUCGGGAAGAGGCGGCGCACGUGCAGAAACUCACCCAACAAUAUUUAAGGCAGCUGGCCACCAAGAAGCAGCAGCAAGUUGGCAACAGAAACCAGAUAGAAGACGCUGCUGAGAAGCUCAAGGCUCAUGCAGAGUCAAGUAAAAUCUGGCUGACAGGGAAAUUCACUGAACUCAGAUUGCUACUUGAUGAGGAGGAAGUCCUGGCCAAGAAAUUCAUCGAUAAGAAUACCCAGCUUACCCUCCAGGCAUACAGGGAGCAAAUCAAGUCGUGUGAGGACCAAAUUGACGUCUUGAACAGUCUCUCCGACAGGGUCUGCAGUAUCAGCCAGGAGCCCGACCCUGUCCAGCUGUUGCAGGAGUUCACGGCCACUGAGCGGGAGCUGAAGCAGCAGAUGCGCUUGGGGGAGCUGUGCCACCCUGUGCCCCAGUCCUUCGCGCCCAUCAAGACCUUCUUCAAGGGCCUCGUGGAAGCCAUGCAGAGCGUGGUACAGACGCCACUAGAGGCUCGCUUGAAGGACAACAUGAACUGCCAGCUCUCCAGCUUCUCUAGCACCAAGCCGGACUCCCUGUUGAAAAUCAGUCCCUCACCGGAGCGAUCGCUCUUCUUGAAAUACGCGCGCACGCCCACGCUGGACCCGGACACGAUGCACGCGCGCCUGCGCCUGUCGCCCGACCGCCGGACGGUGCGCCUCGUCCUGCUCGGCCGCCUGGGGCCCGCGCCCGCGCUCCGCUUCGACACGCUGUGGCAGGUGCUGGGCAGCGAGUGCUUCGCCGCCGGCCGCCACUACUGGGAGGUGGACGUGCAGGAGGCGGGCUGCGGCUGGUGGGUGGGCGCGGCCUACGCCUCCCUGCGGCGCCGCGGGGACGCCGCCGCCGCGCGCCUGGGCUGCAACCGCCAGUCGUGGUGCCUCAAACGCUACGACCUGGAGUACUGGGCCUUCCACGACAGCCAGCGCUGCCGCCUGUGGCCCCGCGACGACCCCGACCGGCUGGGCGUCUUCCUGGACUACGAGGCCGGCGUCCUCGCCUUCUACAACGUGUCGGACGGCAUGAGCCACCUCCACACCUUCCGCGCCGCGUUCCAGGAGCCGCUCUACCCGGCCCUGCGGCUCUGGGAAGGGGCCAUCGGCAUCCCCCGGCUGCCCUAGGGCCCGAUGGGAGGAACCGCCCUUAGACUUCCCGGGACUCUGGUCACACCCGACCCAGACGUGCGUUGUCCACCGCCUGCUCUCCAAGCACACCCGCCGUCUCCCCCACCGGUCGCGCCUGCGGUGUCACAGGUGCUGUCCCAGGCCGGGUCCGGACGUGCCUUAAACAUCGGUCCCCUGCUGCUCGCUCAGCAGACCUCCCCGCCCCCCGGCGCUGCUUUUAGUCCGGGUUCCGGAAAGGACGCCCUCGCAGGUGAGCCCUAGGCAUCCUGACCAAUCACAGUACGCUAGCCUCAGACCGCCUCCCUCGUACAGACCAAUCACAAUACACUAGCCUCAGACCGCCUCCCUCGUACAGACCAAUCACAAUACACUAGCCUCAGACCUCCUCCCUCGUACAGACCAAUCACAAUACACUAGCCUCAGCCCUCCUCCCUCGUACAGAAGCCAGAACUGGCUGGCACAUAGUAGGUGCACAAUAAAUGCGCGAAUGCAGGAGAGGCACCCAGCCCUGACUCCACCUAACCAGUGCCCCUGGGCUCGGUCUCCUCUGCAGUCGGCGUCAUUCAGCUCAUCCGCGUUUCCUCCCCUCGGAGCAGCAUCAAGAGCCUCUUAAUAGCGCCCGGCCUGAACCCUCUCCCGUCCUCCACCCAUAACCAGGGUGAUCUGCCUAAAACCGCACUUCGCCUCUCGGGACAGUGAAAAGGUUCCAAGGGCUCCAGGGGGGAAGAGCACGUCACCGCACCUUAGCAUGCAAGGUUUUCGUGGGCUGCCCCUGAGCUGCUUCUCAACUAGCUUCUGCGGCUCUUUUCAGAUACCCUCCCGCGGAACUGUCCCAUGGUGGGCCUCUGGGCCUUUGCAGCUCUCUUCCCCUGCCCCCAUGACAUUUAUACAGGAAAGCCCUUCCUCUUUGCCUGUCUCGGUCUUCCCAAGGCUUAACUGUCCCCCAGGAAGUCUCCCCAAGCCACUAGAAUCUUAGCAUCAGGGCCACAAACCUGGGAGCUAUCUUUCUAACUAGAUUAGAAGCUUUCUAAGGGCAGCUGUGUCCUGCACUCUCCCCAUCCUGAAAAGUUCAGUAAGUCCCUGCCCUCCCAGUGUCACAGAGCAGCUGGGCUGGGAGAGCCUGGCAGAUCACUCAGCCUGACCUCAUUGUACAUUUCGGGAGACAGGUCCUUACCUGAAAGUAAGUUGCUUAAAGUAGCCCACGGUGAUUAAGGGCGGCCCAGCACUCCCGCCCCUAGACGAGUUUCUGGUUUGCCCUUUGGCCCAGCCUUUAACCUGGGAGAUUAACUGCUUAUUCAUUCCUGGGGAUGUAGGGAAGAAUCAGCAGGUGGCAGUUACUAAGCAACCACUGGCAGUUUUCCCACUGUCUUCGAGUCAAAAGCAGAGCGUGAGUGGAGUUGGGCAGCCCAGACACAGUAUGCUUCUCAGAUCCAGGUGUUGCCAAGGAAACCCAUAGAGCCCCACUUUCCAGAAGUGACAUAAAUAGAGGAGGCCAAACCAGCAGGACCUCAGGGAGGCCUCCUUCCAGGGCCUGUGCCUCAGUUCUAAAGGUUCAGCAUCCUGAUUUGUCAAGUUCCCUAGACAGUUUUCAAGUUAUACCAUAUUAAAUUUAUCUUGUUAAGUGCUUGACAGGACAGUGGUAGGGUGAGGAAAACACAAAGCUGAAUCUCCCUCAUGGUUUAAACAAACUACGUGCUUUAGUUAGUUUGAACCAUAAAACGAGAAUUUCCAAUAGUUUUUUUUUACCUAAAAAUGGCACUUUCAUAUGGGACAAUGUAAUACAAUUAGAAUACAAGCCAGAAGGAACCUCAAAAGUGCCUUUAGUUCUAACCAAAUAAUUUAAGACUCUAACUUGAAUAGGUAUCUAAGCACUAUGCUCCAGGAAUCCUGAGAAAGGGGAAUUUUACUGGGGAUGGCCCAAAACUGAAUUCAGACAGGGGCAUUCCCGACAGAGCAAGAGGGGUACACUUGACUCUACAUCUCUGUUCAUCCCUGCAAAUCCAGACUGGUUCCCCGGCCCACAGCCAACAGGGGCCGAGUAACAAUGGCCCUUGCUCUUUGUUGGGCACUGUUCUAAUGCUUUAUGGCUAUGAACUCAUGUGAUCCUCACAUCAUCCCUAGGACUUAGAAAGUUAUCCCAACUGAGACAAAAUUGAGACACACAAGUCACACAGCUAAUGGAGCUAGGGUCUGUGCUUAUGUCCACAAGGCCAUACUGUUAGGGCAAACCUAGCUUUGGAUUAUCUCCCUUGGGCUCUUGAGGUCUUAUAACGGGAGGGGGGAUUUGAGAGUAGCAGAGACUAAAAAGGUUGAAAAAUGGCUUUUAUCAAAUGCCUACUUUGUGCCAAGGCCUGCACCAGUUGGAAAACUGCAGUUUUGGUCCACAAUCAACUCUGACCUCAGGCUAGUCACUUUUUACUUCUCGGAGCAUCAUCUGUAAAAUGGGUGUAAAGAUCCUAUCUGCCAGUGCUGUGAGUCUCACAUGAGCCAACGAUAGGAACUAGCCUUAAAAACGACAGAGCUGUGCCAUGCCAGGAUGUGUGAGCAUCCCCAGCAGAAUUCCUGUUGUGCUUAGCACUGAGACAACUGCUACUCCAAACUGCCAUCUGGCAGUAGCAGGAGCUUCCUUGCAUAUUAACAGGAGAGGACUGAGCUUCCUGGGGUCCAUGUCUGCAAGGGUAUUGAUCACUCAGAUUUGUAGAAAUUUCUUAAUUGAUACAGCAAAUUGCUUGCAGAUAUGUGUGACAGCAAUUUUAUAAUAUAUAUGUUUACGUAAAAUA